GAAAUCUACGCUCGAUUGCCGCCAGCAAGAAGCCACGUGGCUGAGCACGAUGCGGCGGCGGCCCCCACGCUAACUCCGCCUCCCCUCUUUAUUUUCCCUUCGUAACGAUCGUUUUUGCGGAGCCAAUGCCAUCGGUGAGCAUAAGAUCGAACACCUGACGGCUGAUCGUUUUGUUAAUUGGAGUGAGGAAGAUGAAGUUGGCGGUGGAGGUGGUGGACGCGGCGGAGCUCAUGGCCAAGGACCGGCACGGGUCGGCGAGUCCCUUCGUGGAGGUGGAAUUCGAAGGGCAGCUGCAGCGCACGCAGACGAAGCAGAAGGAUCUCAGCCCCGCCUGGAACGAGACUCUGCUCUUCAACGUUCCUGAUCCUUCCCAGCUCCCCCACCGCACCAUCGAGGUCUGUGUUUACCAUGACGCCACUAAGCCCGGCGGCGGCGGCGGCCACCAGCGCAACUUCCUCGGCCGCGUCCGCCUCUCCGGCGUCUCCGUCGCGCCCUCCGCUGCGGAGGCCGGAGUUCAUCGCUACCCUCUCGACAAGCGCGGCUUCUUUUCAAACAUCCGCGGUGACAUCGCCCUUCGGGUCUACGCGCUGCCCGACGCCUUCCCCUCGGGCCCCUCCCCCGCCCCGGCUACCCAGGUACGUGACGCUCCCCCCCUUUUCGUCAGCGAGCCGGCGUCAAUCGAGGCUACGGGUUUGAAGAAGUCAACAGAUGAUGAAGCGAAGGAUGAACCGCCCCGAUCAUUCUUCUCGAUUCCGGCGGCCUUCGGCGGCGCUGGUGGGCAGAUGAACCAAGCGGCUGCGGGAGGGGCGCCACCGCUGGUCCAAGUACGAGCAGAGCCAUCUGCGGCCGGAGCACCAGUGCGGCCGCCGGCGAUAAUAAUGGCCGGCAAGCCGGAAUUCGGACUUGUAGAGACUGCCCCGCCACUUGCAAGCCGCCUGGGGUAUCGCACCAGUGACAAGAUGGCCGCCGCUUACGACAUGGUGGAGCAGAUGAGGUACCUGUACGUAAACGUGGUGAAAGCCCGCGACCUCCCCACCAUGGACCUCACCGGCUCCCUCGAUCCCUACGUGGAGGUGAAGCUGGGCAACUACAAGGGCGUCACCAAGCACCUGGAGAAGAAUGCCAACCCGGUGUGGCGCCAGGUGUUUGCCUUCUCCAAGGGCAACAUUCAGGCGAGCCAGCUGGAGGUGGUGGUCAAGGACAAGGACCUGGUGCGGGACGACUUCGUCGGCCGCGUCGUCUUCGAGCUGACGGACGUGCCGCAGCGCGUGCCCCCCGACAGCCCGCUCGCCCCGCAGUGGUACCGCCUCGAGGACAAGAAGGGCGACAAGCUCAAGAAGGGGGAGGUCAUGCUGGCCGUGUGGAUGGGCACGCAGGCCGACGAGGCAUUCCCGGAUGCUUGGCACUCUGACGCCCAUACCGUCGCCGCCGCCGACGCCCUCGCCACCACUCGCUCCAAGGUCUAUUUCUCCCCCAAGCUCAUCUACCUCCGCGUGCAGGCCAUCGAGGCGCAGGACCUCGUCCCAGCCGACAAGAGCCGGCCGCCGAACAUGAUCCUCAAGAUUCAACUCGGGGGGCAGGUCCGCCGCACGCGGCCAGUAGCCGGCACGACCAACCCAAUUUGGGGCGACGAAUUCCUGUUCGUGGCGUCGGAGCCGUUCGACGAACCGCUCGUCUUCACGGUCGAGGACCGGGUGGCCGCUAACCAGGACGAGCCUGUCGGGCGGCUGAACCUGCCUGUCUCCGCCGCCCACAAGCGGACAGAGAACAAGCAGUUUGAGUCACGGUGGUACAGCUUAGCCAAGCCGAGCGCCUCGAAGGAGGAGGCCGGCGGCGACAAGAAGGAGAAAUUCUCCAGCAAACUCCACGUCCGCCUCUACCUCGAGACGGGAUAUCACGUGCUCGACGAAUCGACCCACUACAGCAGCGACUUCCAGCCGGCGGCGAAGAUCCUCCGCAAGUCGAGCAUCGGCAUCUUGGAGCUGGGAAUCCUCAGCGCCCGCAAUCUGAUGCCAAUGAAGGCCAAGGAAGGCCGCACUACCGAUGCUUACUGCGUCGCCAAGUACGGCCCUAAAUGGGUGAGGACGAGGACUCUGCUUAGCACCCUGUCUCCGCAGUGGAACGAGCAGUACACUUGGGAGGUGUUCGACCCUUGCACAAUACUCACCGUCGCCGUGUUCGACAAUGGCCACCUCGCCGGCCACAAGGAGGACGCCAAGGAUCAGCGAAUCGGAAAAGUACGCAUCCGCCUCUCCACGUUGGAGGCCGAUCGCGUCUACACCCACUUCUAUCCCCUGUUGGUGCUUCAGCCUUCCGGAGUGAAGAAGACCGGCGAGCUGCACCUCGCCGUGCGCUUCUCCUGUACCUCCUGGAUGAACAUGCUCGCGCUCUAUGGCAAGCCGCUGCUCCCCAAGAUGCACUACACGGCGCCCAUCAACGUAAUGCAGAUGGACGGCCUCCGCCGGCAGGCCAUGCUGAUCGUGGCGAUGAGGCUCGGCCGCGCGGAGCCGCCGCUACGGAAGGAGGUGGUGGAGUACAUGCUCGACGUGGACAUCUACAUGUGGAGCAUUCGCCGGAGCAAGGCCAACUUCGACCGCCUCACCUCUCUGCUCUCCGGCGCCACCGCAAUCGCCAAAUGGUUCGACGCGGUGAGUAAAUGGAAGAACCCACUGACCACGGUGCUGGUACACGUCCUGUUCCUUAUACUGGUCUUCUUCCCGGAGUUGAUUCUGCCGACCAUCUUCCUCUACUUGUCCGUGAUCGGGAUUUGGCGCUACCGGCUCCGGCCGCGUCACCCGUCGCACAUGGACCCGAGGCUGUCCCGCGCGGAUUCGGCGAACCCGGACGAGCUCGACGAGGAGUUCGACUCGUUCCCGACGACGAAGGCCGCGGACCUAGUGCGGAUGAGGUACGACAGGCUGCGGAGCGUGGCCGGACGGGUGCAGACGGUGGCAGGCGACCUGGCGUCGCAGGGCGAGCGGGCGCAGGCUAUACUGAGCUGGAGGGAUCCGAGGGCCACCGCCAUCUGCGCUCUGAUCUUCCUCGUCCUCGCCGUCGUCUUCUACGUGACCCCAUUCCAGGUGGUGGUGGUGCUCGUGGGUAUGUACCUUCUCCGGCACCCCAAAUUCAGAAGCAAGAUGCCGUCCGUUCCAUUUAACUUCUACCGCCGGCUGCCGUCUAAAUCCGACAUGCUUCUCUGAGAUCUUACAGUGCAAAUAGAAAUAAAAGUACAUCUGUGUACCUAAACCUCAAGAAUCUGUGAAGAAUGUGCAAGAUAAAGAUCGUCUGUGUCGUCUUUCACGGUGGAAAAGGUUAAAAGUGAUCAGGGUGGAUGAGAAUCCAACAGUUGAGAAUUAGUCGACACAAUGAAGAAGCUUCUGUGGGUGAUCAAGGUUUCUUCCUCGUGUCAUAAUUCAGCGACAUCUUCUCGAUCAUGCCAGUGUGUGUAUUCUGUGUACAGUUUGCAUAUAAACUAUAUGAGUGCGAUCAUAAUGUGCGUGUGCGGGUGAUCUACUUGUUACUGAAACUCUGGAGUAAUAAAAUGACCCAUUUCAAUUUGA
Zingiber officinale is the source of this 3560-nucleotide messenger RNA. Its product is annotated as FT-interacting protein 3-like. Bases 192 to 3200 code for a protein of 1002 amino acids. The transcript has a single exon. The record is from RefSeq and is a predicted model, not a curated record. NCBI's taxonomy places the organism in Eukaryota, Viridiplantae, Streptophyta, Magnoliopsida, Zingiberales, Zingiberaceae.